This is a messenger RNA of Funneliformis mosseae, 219 nucleotides long. NCBI's taxonomy places the organism in Eukaryota, Fungi, Glomeromycota, Glomeromycetes, Glomerales, Glomeraceae. The record is from the annotation of a GenBank genome assembly.
GAUAUUGGAAAGCUUUACUGGUUAGAAGUUCAGAAGAAUACACUUUUAUUAGAUUUUACGAAUACCGAUGACUCAGACAGAGUGAAAGAGGCUAUUAGUCAAUUACUCAAAGCUUUUAAGGUAGAAGCUUUUAAUUUAAUAAUGAGCGAUACUGCAAAAGUUGUAGGAACUGCUAUAAUCAAUACAUAUUUUACUAUUGAUAAUGUCAAUACCAUAGUG